UCUCUUUCAGCUGAGCAGCGUGUGUUCCUCGGAGGUGACGGAGACAGCUGGUCCUUCCCUGGUCCUGCAGAAAGGGAGCGGAGCCUCCGGCCGCAGCCACGGAACACAAGCCCGGGAUGGCGUCGCUCGGCGUGGGGCUGCAUCUCAGCCACAGGCGGGGAGCGGGCAGGAGCCCUGCGGUGGAGAGGAGGAAUCUGCUGACUGUGUGCAGGUUUUCGGUGAAGACUCUGCUGGACCGCUCUUGUUUUGACACAAUAGAUGACUCGUCUCCAGAGUUUGUUAACUUUGUUUCCAUCCUGGAGCAUAUCCUCAGCCACCGACUUAAAGGUCAGACGACUUGGUUUGGUUAUGAGAGUCCUCGCAGUUUCUGGGAUUGCAUAAAAGUUGCCUGCAGUAAAGUCCCGCAUAACUGCAUCCGAAGCAUUGAGAGCAUGGAGAAUGUGCGAUCGUCGAGAGCCAAAGGCAGAGCAUGGAUCAGAGUGGCCCUGAUGGAGAAAAGAAUAUCAGAAUACAUCUCCGCUCUGAGGGAUCUAGAAACGACCAGGAGGUUUUAUGAGGAUGGAGCGAUAAUGCUGGGAGAGGAGGCGGGGCUGUUAGCAGACACACUCAUCGGACUCAACACCAUCGACUUCAGCUUCUGUCUGAAAGGAGAAGGCCUGGACGCUAGCUGCCCCCCUGUGAUCGACUACACACCUUACCUGAAGUUCACGCAAAGCGCGGACAGCAUCAGCAGCGACGAGGAGGAGAUGAGGACUCUGGGCAGCAGCGGCAGCGAGAGCAGCACCCCUGACAAAACGGCAACGGCCGCCUCCAUCUUCACUGAGCAGAGCAACCUAGUCAGCAAGUGCAAACGCUUUGAGCAGAAGUAUCGCAUGGCGCUGGAGCAGAAGGGUUACCUUGAAGAGCUGGUCCGUCUGCGUGAGGCCCAGCUGUCAGAGGCCAUGUCUCACAACAAAGCUCUUCAGCAGGGCCUAACAGACAUGCACCUCUCACACACGCUGGAGAAGGAGCAGCUUGAGUACAUCGUGUUAGAGCUACAGGACCAACUGACGGUGCUGAAGAACAAUGAUUUGCGGUCCAGACAGGAGCUGACAGCCCAUCUGACCAAUCAGUGGCCGUCUCCUGUUGCCUUGGAUGCCAAUGCCGUUGCCUUGGAUACGCUGCUGUACAGGAAGAGAAGGGGACAGUGGGAGGAAAAGAGUUUCCAGAGUCUGGAGCAGCUGUCUGCAGACAUGAGCCUCUCCCAGACAUCUCUCGAGCCAUCACACUCGUUGAGUCUGGAGGUCCAACCAACCGGCAGCUCACACUGGUCCCAGCAAGGUAAAGAAGAAACUCAAUCUUUAAGAGGUCUGUGCGGCUCCCUGACCUCAGUCGCCAGCUACAAGUCUCUGGCCACCCUGAAGUCCAACGAGUGUUUGGCCAGUCCUUCAACAGAGAUCUGCAGCCCUGACAUCACGCCUUCAUAGCUAACAAAAGACUCAUAAAACAGACCAUACCCAGGCCCAAACAAUCCAGGAACUUUCUAAAUGUAGGUGAUUUUGUUUUGCAGUGUGGAGACGUUCAUGUUUAGAUGUGGAGCCUAGAGCUUCAGCAGAAGACAGACAGGUUUUCUUGCUGAGAGUAUGAUUCAGCAUGUUUUUUAAUGCGUUAAGUCUCAGCACCAGCUCAAAGGGACCGAAUCAUGUUUUCUAAAUGUUUGUUUAGUGACUCUUUAGAGAGGGAUUACAGCUUCAUCUUCAUUUUCUAUUGGUCUGUUUUUUGAUGCAAGAAUUAUCAUUUCACUUUACCAUUUAAAGACAGUGAUGAGUUCCUUUUUUCAACCCCCUCUCUCUCUCUCUUUCUUAAAAAAGGGUUCUUCAAAGAGAUCUUAGCAUGCUAAAUAUACUGUUGAAGGUCGGAUAAAGUUUAGGAGAAAAACACAACACUUUAAUUGUCAACACUCUUGUCACUUCAAAUCAUUUCCUCAAGUUGACAAGGUAUUUAUUAUUAUUAGAAUUUUAUUAUAUAAAUUCUUGUUUUUUAAUCAAGUUGUUUCUUAUUUUACGAUAGUGACCGUAUUUUCCACUUUCAUCAGUUGCUAUCUCACAUGUGUUCAGGUGUAAAUGUUCUCAGUUUUGGAUUUUAUGGUAUGUUGCCAGUGUUGGUUAUGAUACAGUAUGAAAUGGUUUCAUUCUCAGGUAAUGAUCACAUAUACACUAAUAUUGGCCUCUUCAGUCUGGGUUCAUUUUAAAGUUCAGCUUCAUCAGACAGACCGGGGUUAAACCCUUUCACUAUUCCAACGCAGUGUUUCAAUGGCUAGUUACCACACAUAGAUCAUUAACAAAUGAUCUGUGUUAGGAUGUGUUCCAAGGAUAUCCUACAACGGCUAUCUUUGCAAUAAGGAAGUCUAAUAGCAGAAUAUCCGUUUAAUGUGAUUUGUAUUAUUUGUGACUAGCCGUGUACCUGGACACUGGAGUCAUGAGUUUGCCUUUAGCUCAUUGCAGCAGUCAUUUGCACAGCCAUGCAGUAUAGUUUUGAUUUAUUUGCUUUUAUAUGCUUUGUUUUGAAUAAACUCCACUUUAUUUAAACGGUGAAAAUUGAAUGAAGACGUUUGACUUUCUUGUUGACAAUAAACAGGUGUGUGGAUACAGCGUGUGUAAAUCAGCAGGUUCAAAUGAUAAAAAAAAA
Labrus bergylta (ballan wrasse) is the source of this 2667-nucleotide messenger RNA. It is a transcript of the gene rundc3b, whose product is annotated as RUN domain containing 3b. The record is from RefSeq and is a predicted model, not a curated record. NCBI's taxonomy places the organism in Eukaryota, Metazoa, Chordata, Actinopteri, Labriformes, Labridae.